Molecule: messenger RNA, 1498 nt
Organism: Leptomonas pyrrhocoris
Lineage: Eukaryota; Euglenozoa; Kinetoplastea; Trypanosomatida; Trypanosomatidae
Exons: 1
Coding region: 122-1498 (458 amino acids)
Source: RefSeq, a predicted model, not a curated record
GUCACCAUCUUCCUUCGCACCGCCCUCUUAUUGUCUUCAAACAAGGGAGUGACACGCCGGCCACGUACAGGUAUCUAUAUAUACGUAUACAUACAUACUAAUAGCAUCCUCCCCUUUGGAGAUGCUCGCGUGGCUCGUGGAGGAAGUGGCGAGUCCCUACGGCACGGUGACCACCCUCCACUGGGCCGUGCCGGACGCAGCGGCAGACGGUGAGGACGACGACGGCAGUCUCAACUCCACCGCGCUGCAGGUGGAGCUGGAGAGCGCGGAGGACCAGCUGGGGGCCGUGCUGUGGAACAGCAACCCGGCCGCCCUGCACUACCUCCACACGCACGUCUUUCAACUCCCUCCGUUGAAGGGAAGGGGUGCGAGCACACCGGUAUCGGCCACGUCGUCGUCUCACUCUCCUUUAGCGGGCAUGAACAUUGUGGAGCUGGGGGCGGGUGUGGGGUGUCUCGGCGUUGCCCUCGCCAUGGCGGGCGCGCGCGUUGCCGUGACGGAUGUGAAGGAGCUACUGCCGCUGAUGGCGCACAACGUAAAGCUGAACGAGACGCGAGUGCGGACACGCAGCCACGGCGUCGGCUACUGUGCGGCACUGCAGUGGAAGUGGGGCCCUACAGCGACGACCAGCGUGCACAAGCAGCUCCAGAAGGAAAUGAAAGGUUCUCCGAAGAGCAGUCACGAUAGCAAUAUCAUUGGUGGCAGCGCCAAAAACAGUGGCUCUUCGGCAGAGGACGUGGCAGCCGUCGAGCGGGUAAUGUCCGCGAUGGUGGAAUCGCUGAAGAAGCCGUCGGACUCUCUUGUAGCGUGCAGCAACGCCCUGCAGCCAACAGCGUCGAGAACUGCCGCAUCCUCCACGCCUCCCUACCACUACGUGAUCAUGUGCGAUGCCCUCUACGGCAACCCGAAAGACUGGCCAGCGCUGCUCUAUACGCUCACGGAGCUGCUCUCCACCAACCCGGACGGCUGCGAGGUCGUCAACUUCUGUGAGCAGCGCGUGGAAGACGUGGAGGGUGCCUUCCUGCAGAUGCUCGACGAAGAAAACAAACGGGUGUACGUGCCGGCGUCGCAGAAAGACACGGCCGAGGACCCUCUCUGGGCAGCCGUGAAGGACAGCGCGCGGAAUUAUGCUGUGGCCGCCUCCGCAGCGAUGGAAAACAGCGCUUCUAGUCGUGGCACCUCCAGCUCUUCGGCGGCGGCUGUGGAGCUGCACCGAGCCCGCGACGAGGCCGCGAGUGCGCUGCUGAACUACGUGUUGGUGCAGCGUCGCGGCACACAUCAUUGGACCUACAAGACCGAAGUCGUGGCGGAGGCACAGAGUGAGCUGAACAUGACCAUUCGAGCCACCCGCAUUCGCUGGACUCCCGCGAAGGCGGACGCUGCAGCAGACAGCAGUGCGGCUGCCCCUGCGGAAUCGCGCCGUCGCCCUCGCGAAGCGGAGAGAGUCGCAGAGCAACCCCACACGGCGGCUCUCAAGAAGGCAAAGGAAGGCGGAUGA